AUGGUCACGUUUCCGGGCCAGCUUCCCGGACUCGGAGGAACAACCAAUAGCAAUUUCCCAGUCUUGUCUGCAAUUGAUCUACAACGUAGAUCUCAAGAGCUCUUGAGUUACUCCAUUUCCGACAAUACUAGGAAGUUGUAUGACACGGCACUGAAUGUUUUUAACACCUUUCGCAAGGCUUACUACCACGAAGAAAAGUGGCCUCCUCAUUCCCACGAGUUAGUAAAUUUCGUGUGGUACCUAUCAUACAAGCAAUUUUCUCCGAACACAAUUAAAUCUUACAUAUCUGGAUUAUCAUAUUUUUGCAAGCUACACAAUGUCCAUGAUUCAACUCAAUCGUUUUUACUCAGAAAAGUUCUGGUCGGAUUGACCCGUAAAAACCCGCGUGCUCACGACAGGAAACCACUUACAUUGGAUAUCUUGUCGAGUAUACUUCGCUUGCUGCCUACAAUUUGCAAAUCCCCAUAUGAAUCUGCGCUAUUCUCGGCCAUAUUCACAACAGCUUUCUUCGAGUAUUUCAGAAUGGGAGAACUGGUUCAAAAUUCAGUGCAUGACCCUGGCCGUGCUAUCCAAGCUAGGGACGUAAUCUACCUAGAACACAAUAAUACAGUCCCCAUUUUCCUUAGACACUCAAAGACUGACCAGGUGGGAAAGAGGAUAAGCAGUUGGAUUUCUCCCUUACAUGCCAAUAUCCCAAUCGUCACGGCUGAAAACAUUUCUGCGCCUGGAACAGCUUAUGGUCAAGGCGGCUAUUUUGGCUCACCAGUAGCGCUCAACAGCUUGUUUUCCUAUUUGACUUUGUGUUUAAAUGAUUGA
Messenger RNA from Ostrea edulis (European flat oyster), 816 nucleotides. RefSeq lists its product as uncharacterized. Lineage: Eukaryota; Metazoa; Mollusca; Bivalvia; Ostreida; Ostreidae. The record is from RefSeq and is a predicted model, not a curated record. The transcript is spliced from 2 exons. Bases 1 to 816 code for a protein of 271 amino acids.